Physeter macrocephalus (sperm whale) is the source of this 1449-nucleotide messenger RNA. Its product is annotated as zinc finger protein 836-like. Gene Ontology annotation, biological process: regulation of DNA-templated transcription. The record is from RefSeq and is a predicted model, not a curated record. NCBI's taxonomy places the organism in Eukaryota, Metazoa, Chordata, Mammalia, Artiodactyla, Physeteridae. The transcript has 3 exons. Bases 1 to 1449 code for a protein of 482 amino acids.
AUGUCGGGUCCAGCUGAGGUGCCCGCUGCUGCUGUGUACGUGAGGGCCUCACCAGGAGGGGAGCGAGAUCUGAAGAAAGGGUGGAAAACUCCCUUGUUGGACUCCGUGUGGGAGUUGACUGUCCUGAGUCCCUCCUGGGACAGUGGGCAGCAGAGGACUGGACAGUUGACAUUGAAUGAUGUGGUCAUCGAAUUCUCUCCAGAAGAGUGGGAAUGCCUGGACCCUGCUCAGAGGGCCUUGUACAGGGACGUGAUGCUGGAGACCUACAGGAACCUGAUCUCUGUGGAUAUUUCUCAUAUACACGUGAUAAGGAAAUUACAACUAAAAUCAAACAUUGAUAAAGGAGGAGUAUUCCAAACAGUGAUUUUGGGAAGACAUGAAAUCCAGGAAAUCAAACCUUUUUACCUCUCGGAAAUACAGGAGAAUAUGUUUGACUUUGGAUUUCAGUGGAGACAUGAUGAAAGAAAUUACAGAAAUAUCCCUACAUCCCAUAACCAAAAUGUCACUGAUAGAAGAAGUCAACAUGGUGGAAGGGAUUUGGGAAACAGCCAUAUUGGAAAUAGACUUGUGUUAAGCCUUCAGGAUGAACUGCAUAUGUUUAAAAGUAAACAGAAAAUUGAUGAUUUUCAUAAAGCUAAUAAGAGUAUCAGCAGUACUUCCUCAUUUUCACCAGUUGAAGGAAUUUCUCCUCCUGUCCAAACCAACAUUUCUAAUAUAUAUUUUAUGCAUCCUUCAAUACUGACACAAGACCAGAGCCCACACAGGGAAAUACCUUACAAAUGUAAUGAGUAUGGCAAAACGUUUCAUCAGGGCUCAAAUCUCAGGAGUCAUCAGAGAAUCCAUAUAGGAGAGAAAUUACAUAAAUGUGAUGUAUGUGACAAGGUCUUUAGCCGAAAUUCAGAUCUUGUAAUUCAUCAAAGAAUUCAUACUGGAGAGAAACCUUACAAAUGUAAUGAGUGUGGCAAGGUCUUUAGUACAAAAGGAAAGCUUUCAGUUCAUCAGAGAAUUCAUACAGGAGAGAAACCUUACAAAUGUAAUGAGUGUGGUAAAACCUUUAAUCAGAGCUCAAUCCUCACUCGACAUCGGAUAAUCCAUACAGGAGAGAAAUUACAUAAAUGUGAUGUAUGUGACAAGGUCUUUAGUCAAAAUUCAGACCUUGUAAUCCAUCAAAGAGUUCAUACUGGAGAGAAACCUUAUGAAUGUAAUGAGUGUGGCAAGGUCUUUAGUCAGAAAAGAAAGCUUUCAGUUCAUCAGAGAAUUCAUACUGGAGAGAAACCUUACAAAUGUAAUGACUGUGGUAAAACCUUUAAUCAGAGCUCAACCCUCAGUCGACAUCGGAUGAUCCAUACAGGAGAGAAAUUACAUAAAUGUGAUGUGUGUGCCAAGGUCUUCAGUCAAAAUCCAGACUUUGUAACUCAUCAGAGAAUUCAUACUGUGGAGAACCCUUAA